AGUAUGGAGAAGAAAAAAAUAAAGUAGAAACUGUAUUUACAUUUUAGCAGAAUCUCUUGUCCAGAGCAACUUACAGUAGUGAGUGCAUAUACUGGUCCAGCAUUAGGAAUCGAAACCCAUAACCCUGGCGUUAAGCACCAUGCUCUACCAACUGAGCCACACUGUAUGAACUCAUUACUGUAAGUCGCUCUAGGUAAGAACAUCUGCUAAUUGACUAAAAUGUAAAAAUGUCAUGAUUAGCCGUGCCUGAAGACUUGUUAGCUCCUUGUGCUAUGGCCUGUAGCUCAGUGGGCUAAUAAAACCUGUUUUCUCCAUGUGCUGCUGAUUCAGGCAUAAGGGCAUAGUGCCCUUAUGCUUGAGGUGAUUUGGGAAUCUUGAUAAAGUGGAUUUACGAUCAAAGGUGUGUCGCAUGGCCAGUUAAUGACGUUGUUUGAGUGAAUGAGGUUUCACUAAACAUUGCAUAAUCAGUGGAGUUGAUAGAUAGGCACCUUGAGGCUGCCUCAUGAACAACUUGUCCCACUAUUAUGUUUGGGUCAAGAGGUUGCCUCAGUCAGAUCAUAUUUAAGAGCAAUUUCUAUGAAUGAAACUAGGAAAUAUCAUGUUAAAAAUAAAAUUAUAUUAUUCCAUGAGACAAAGUUAAACAUCUAUUUCAAAUGGAUGAGCCAAUAAUGAGGCAGAUAACAGAACGAGGACAUUAACAUAUAAGCUAGGCCUACGUCAAAAAAUAAGAGGACAGUCCGAUUGUAAAGGUCUGUUUAGGCCUACACGGGGAACUCCUGAUCCACCCUGUGUCUUCUACAGAGCUGAUGAAAGAGACGUGGCCUGAAGUGCCCUAAUACUCUUACCAACUUGGCUUGAACUUUGCACGUUAGAUUCGUGUCACCGGGGUCAGACCAGCCAGCAACAUGCAAACUUUAAAACUCCCUCACAGAUUGCAGAAGUGUAACACUGACAGGGUUGGAGGACGACCAGGUUGACGAGGUACCAGUCGACAGGUAAACAAGGCAACAGAACAUCCAGCAUGGUGGGAAGGAGACGCGGCUCCAGAGCCACCAGGGGGUCCCAGAAGCCCCAACAGCAAAGCACAGGGGGACCCCGCAAGAGGCUGAGAGAGCCAGCAUUAUUUGCCAAGGAAGCAGGAUAUGAGUCGGAGGUCCCUCAUGAAAAGCUGACCAUCGCCCAAGCCAAGAGAGGCACACCAGCAAUCCGACCGGUCCGAGUCUAUGCUGAUGGGAUCUUUGACCUCUUCCACUCUGGACAUGCUCGCGCUCUGAUGCAAGCCAAGAACCUGUUCCCCAACACACAUCUCAUAGUGGGAGUCUGCAGUGAUGAUCUCACACACCGGUAUAAGGGCUACACGGUGAUGACAGAGUCUGAGCGCUACGAAGCCCUGAUACACUGUCGCUAUGUGGAUGAGGUGGUACGGGACGCUCCCUGGACCCUCAGCCCUGACUUCCUGAAGAAACAUAAGAUUGACUUUGUAGCGCAUGAUGAUAUCCCAUACACCUCUGCUGGAUCAGAGGAUGUCUACAAACACAUCAAGGAAGCAGGGAUGUUCGUGGCCACACAGAGGACAGACGGCAUCUCUACAUCUGACCUCAUCACCAGGAUAGUGAGAGACUACGACCUCUAUGUCCGACGCAACCUGCAGAGAGGCUACACAGCCAGUGACCUCAACGUUAGCUUCAUCAGGGAGAAGAAAAUCCGUCUUCAAAACCAGGUGGAUCGUAUGAAGGAGACGGUAAAGACAGUAGAGGAGAAGUCCAAGCACUUUGUGCACUCGGUGGAAGAGAAGAGCCAAGACCUCAUCCACAAGUGGGAGGAGAAGUCUCGGGAGUUCAUUAGUAAUUUCCUGGAGUCGUUUGGUCCAGGUGGAGCGUGGCAUGUGAUCCAGGAGAAAAGUGGUCGCAUGCUCCAGGCUCUGUCACCCUACACAUCGCCCGUCGCCUCGCCCCGUGGCUCCCCCAGCAGCAGCCCCACCAGAGGGCGCUCCCCAUCGCCUCCCUCCCCUCAAUCCCCUCGUUCUCCUCGUUCCUCCGCCACCUACCCCAAGGGUGCCUCUGCCCAUCCCUCAACUUCCCUCAGCAGCAUGAGUGAGGGGGAUGACGACGAGAAAGAGACAGCACUGUCCCUCAAACACUCAGUGUACAGGUAACUGCCGAAAUAAAGGAAACACUUGAAGAAACACUUAACUAAAUGAGAGAUACAGGACAAGGGAAGCUUGGUCUUUACAUCCUCAAAGACAUGCUUCUGUCAGCUGUAACUAUUUUGAAUGUGUCAAUAAUCAUGUGUAUUUAAAAACAUAGACAAAGAUAGAUUCAGAUUUUUGACUUUGUAGACGUAACUGCCAAAAUAAAGGAAACAUUUGAGUAAAUGAGGGAUACAACGUAUAUUGAAAGCAGGUGCUUCCACACAGGUGUGGUUCCUGAGUAUAUUAAACAAUUAGCAUCCCAUCAUGCUUAGGGUAAUGUAUAAAAAUUCCCAGUUGCCCAUUAUGUUGGCUAACAUGGCUAGAAGAAAAGAUUUCAGUGACUUUGAAAGAGGAGACUCAAAGUAGCAUAGAGGGUUUAAAUGGUGUGUGGGUGUGUCUCAGUCAUCUGAUCUCAAACCAAUUGAACACUUAUGGGAGAUUCUGGAGCGGCGCCUGAGACAGUUUUCCACCACCAUCAAC
Messenger RNA from Oncorhynchus kisutch (coho salmon), 2671 nucleotides. Its product is annotated as choline-phosphate cytidylyltransferase B-like. Lineage: Eukaryota; Metazoa; Chordata; Actinopteri; Salmoniformes; Salmonidae. The transcript is spliced from 8 exons. The coding region runs from base 1022 to 2155 and encodes 377 amino acids. Gene Ontology annotation, molecular function: phosphatidylcholine binding; choline-phosphate cytidylyltransferase activity. Gene Ontology annotation, biological process: CDP-choline pathway. The record is from RefSeq and is a predicted model, not a curated record.